AUGGAGCAGUUAAGUGACAGCUUGUACGCUGGCCCCUUGUCCCUGGCGGCCCAAACGGUCCUGGCUGCUCUGCGAGGCCAGAAUCUUCAUGAGGCGAGAUGCAACCAAAACUUCAGUAAACACCAGCAAAUGGAGAGGAGUAAUCACAGCCAGAGGGAUUUGGGGGCUCUGAGCAGAUGGAAUCAGGUGGAAAAGAAAGACAGAGACACAUAUUGGCCCCAGGUGUACUCUCUUUCCACUCAUGACCAUAAUUCCUCCAGAGAAGGGCAGAGCUCUCAGACCUCAGCCUCCUAUCAGUACUCACAGAAACCGGAUAGCUCGCUGUCAUCCCAGGCCUCCCCCCGUUCCUCCACCCGCUGGGACUUCUCACUCCAAAGGCAGACAUCUCAAACUGUAACCUAUUAUCAGCACUCGCAGUCAUAUCCCAACGGAAAGUGCUCUGAACCUCCCGCUCCCCCGUCUAGCCAGGCUCUGUCAGUCUCCCGGCACGAGGUUCCUGAGGCAGAAGUGUCCUUGAGUCAAAAAGACAAAUACUCUCCUUCCCUCCAGAAAGCACACAGAUUUGCUGAACAUCACGCCGUACUCUGCAAAAAAAUGACAAGGGCAAGUUUCAACCAUGUCAAUGUCCUAAAUGAGGGAGACCCUGACGAGAUGUCCUUCUCCACGACAGAACAGCCUAAUUCUCAUGCUGUGCCUUCUUACUCGACAUCAUCCUGCCCUGAAAUAUAUAAAGAGACAGAUAAACCAUCAGUCACGCAAAAUGAAGAAAGCGGUACCUACAUUAUAGCUGCCAGUGAAAUAGAAGACAGUGCAGCUUCAGGUAAUCGAUUAAAGCAGCAUCUGUCUGACCCUGAUGAAGACACCAGUACUGGGACAGAUGAAGGAGACAGACUUUAUCAUCAGUCAAUGUCUGAAACAAUCAAAACAAAACAGGGACAUGUGUCUCCCAGCGGGUUUGUAACAAAGGACAUGGGUCUCACUGGGUCUGAAAUCAUAGAGAGGAGCCACACGGAAGAACCACUGGUUCAGAUGGAACAUUUGCAUUUUUCCUUGGGGGAUAACAGUGAUCAUAACCUGCAGAAAAUCAGCUUAAUGGCAGUCGCGGUGGAAGUUGAAACGGAGAACAAAACAAAGGCGUGUAUCAAUAGAAACACCGAUAAUAAGACGGAGACAGGACAGCUUCAUUCUUCUGACAUCCAACUAAGAAGGAGGCCGUGUGAGACAGAGAUGUACAGAGGAGACACCGAGUUACCUGGAACGGACGCAGAGGCAGGACAGAGGAGAGAGGACAGAGAGGUGUUGGUUGUACCAACUCUGAACGGUGAAGAAAUGAGUAAAUCUGGUGUUUUAGAUGGAAAGCAGAGUCUCACACCAUCGUUGUCGCAGGGUUGUGGGACAGGACAGUCAGCGUUUAGAGCUCCAUGUCGCCUUGGUAACCAGCUGCACCAUGACACUGUAAAGAGCACUAAUGGAAUCAGCAGAAGGAGUAAAUCAAGCAUCGUAGCGAUCCCAGCCAAUGCCGCUUCUAGACAAAAUGUCUCUCCACAAGACUUGACCUCUUCUGCUGCAGAGGAAAAACUAGAAAAUAAAAACCAACCUACUUUCCAAAGACAAUCACAUCAUCUCCGUACCCCAUCUUUCCUACUAAAAAGGAAGAGUGAUGUAUUUCAGCGCCAACAUGCAAAACCUCCUCCCAAAAUUUCCAGACCCAAACUUCAUCCAAAAUGGGAGCCACCUCGUCCUUUACAAAAGAGGGACAUGGAAGGAGGAAAGAGCGAGUUGAAGACGGAUGGUCUCACAGUCUCCACGCUGGAAUAUCCAGCUUUAGUCCAAGAAUCAAAAACUAAAAUCAGUCUCUGUGAAACAGGAACAAUAUUCAAGCUGCAUAAAGAGCCCCUGAAGCAACUCCAACAAACCGAGGACAGCAACAUGGAAGAACAGUGUAGUGAAACAGCAACCAACGCCUGCAGGCCGACCCCGUUUUCCAAAACACGCAAGCGGAGAAAAUGUUCAAGUGACGCUGCCACAAACUGGCCCGAAAGUUUGCAUGAAGGAAUUAGCACUAGCGAGCUGCAGAGUCGAUCCAAAACGAGCAGCCAGCCUUUAGCCCUGACAUCCGAUGCAAGAGUAAAGGAUUCUGUAAAGCUAAACCUAGAAGAGAGGAUGCAGAUGCUUGAGAAAGCUGUGCAGUCCAAGGUGCUGGUGCUAACUAUGGUGUUUGCAGAUGGAACCACUCAGUUAAACCAAGAACAGAAGCUGGGUUCACCGGUGUGUGGCCUCCUUAUAAUGAUGAUGAGCGAUCUUUGCUGCAGCUCACCUGAGGACUCUCUCGGGCCAAACGACAGUUUGGUCUACUUAAAACUGGAGCACAUACCUCCAUGGGCACAACAGCAAAAGCAUCACACCCAGGAUCUCUUUACUAGAGAUAUGUUUCUGCGAGUGCUCUCAAGAUCUGAACUGGUCGUGUGCUAUAAGGCCAAGGAUGUGCUUCAAACAACUCUGCAGUUUUACAGACAAGACCUUAGCUGGAAACAAGUGACUGGUUGUCAGAUCCAUGACCCGCAGGUGUCCGGGUGGCUGCUGGAUCCUGCAGAUCCCUCUGCGUGCUACGACGACCUGCUAUAUAAACACUGCAAAAGACAGCCCUUUACAACCCAUGCCACGGGUGCCCAGAAGGUUUCUCAUAUCAUCUCAGAUCUCUGUUGGCUCUACAGGCUUAAUAUGAACCUGUGCUCUAAACUAAAGAGCCAGGGCUUAUGGCAUCUCUACUCAGACAUGGAGCUGAAUAUGAUCCCAGUUCUGGCAGCCAUGGAGACCCACCGCAUCCAUGUGGAUAAAGAUGCUCUAAGAAGAACUUCAGACCUUCUUGGGGCAAAAAUGAAACAGCUAGAGCAGGAGGCCCAUCAAGCAGCCGGGCAAAUAUUCCUGGUGACCAGCAGCACUCAGCUACGAACAGUCCUGUUUGAGAAGCUGCGGCUCCAUGAGCGUUGUGAGAACAAGAAGCUUCCCAAGACUGUCAACAAGCAACAAUCAACAUCUGAGGCGGCAUUGCACCAGCUUCAGGACCUGCACCCUCUGCCAAAGAUCAUUCUUGAGUACAGACAGGUUCACAAAAUCAAGUCUACUUUUGUUGAUGGGAUUCUUUCAUGCAUGAAGAGCAAGAACUACAUUUCCUCUACAUGGCACCAGACAAGUGCUGUGACUGGGAGAAUCUCAGCAAAACACCCAAACUUCCAGGCCCUGCCACGGCAGCCCCUUCAAAUCAGAAAGAAGCAGUACAUCCAAGGAAAGGAUGAAGAGGUCGUGACUGUUCAUCCCAGGACCAUGUUCAUUCCAGAAGACGGUUGGACCUUCGUUGCUGCAGACUUCUGCCAGGUGGAGCUGCGUCUGCUGGCUCACUUCUCCUCUGACCCUGAGCUGCUCCACAUCUUCUCCAACCCCCAGGCUGACGUCUUUACGAUGCUGGCCACUCGGUGGAAGGGGGUGAGCGAGAAUGAAGUGACCUCUGAGGACAGGGAGCAUGCCAAACGCAUUGUAUACUCAGUUGUUUAUGGAGCAGGUCGUGAACGUCUGUCAGGGAUCUUGGGGGUGAGUGCAGAGCAGGCAAGCCGAUUCCAGGACACCUUCCUCCAGACCUACAGAGCCAUCCAGACCUUCAUCCAGAGAACCAUCCAGCAGAGCCACAAACGAGGCUAUGUGCUUUCUGUCAUGGGUCGUCGCCGAAACCUCCCCAACAUCAACUCCACAGACUGGGGCGUCCGAAUGCAGUCUGAGAGGCAGGCCGUCAACUUUGUUGUGCAGGGUUCAGCGGCUGAUCUCUGUAAGACGGCCAUGAUCAGAAUCUUCAACCUGGUCUCCUCCUCCAGCUUUCUCUCUGCCAGGCUUCUUGCUCAGCUCCAUGAUGAGCUUCUGUAUGAAGUGGAGGACUCCCAGGUGGAACAGUUUGCAGGUCUGGUGAGAAGCACCAUGGAGUCUCUGCAGCACAUCGAGCAUUUAGGACUCCAUCUUAAAGUCCCCCUGAAGGUGGCAAUCUCCAGUGGCAAGUCUUGGGGAUCCAUGUCUGAGCUUAACAUCCCUCCCACAUCUCCUCCUUAAGACCAUAUUUCUCCCCUUCCUCUUCUACUUCAGCUAUGGAUCUUAACUUCUUCUUUGUCACCGUCAUCAUAUUUUUCCCUCUACCUUCUGCCUGUUAUGUGCACUCCCUUCUAAGCUCCCUCGCUCUCUUGUUCCUUUUCUUCUUCUCUCUUAGCUUGUCCUGCAUCCACAUCUCUAUGGAAACCAGGCAGCUGCAGCUCCCAGUUUUGCUUUCACUCUAUCCGUAUCCGGGGGCAACGGCAGUAGCCAGAGACUGGAUUGCACCAGUUCCUCUUUUUUUUCUCUCCGCAUCCUUGUCAUCCUCCUCUCCUCCAGUUUUGCACCAUCUUCUUCCGACCAUAAAUGUUUUCUAUGUUGAAGUCAGAACGUAGUUUCCUGUUUGAGAAGGGGCUUGAUAUUCACUGGUUCAUAAAAU
Molecule: messenger RNA, 4510 nt
Organism: Cololabis saira (Pacific saury)
Lineage: Eukaryota; Metazoa; Chordata; Actinopteri; Beloniformes; Belonidae
Gene: poln
Product: polymerase (DNA directed) nu
Exons: 27
Coding region: 1-4095 (1364 amino acids)
Biological process (GO): DNA-templated DNA replication; double-strand break repair
Molecular function (GO): DNA binding; DNA-directed DNA polymerase activity
Source: RefSeq, a predicted model, not a curated record